Messenger RNA from Arabis nemorensis, 1863 nucleotides. The record is from the annotation of a GenBank genome assembly. Lineage: Eukaryota; Viridiplantae; Streptophyta; Magnoliopsida; Brassicales; Brassicaceae.
AUGGCGCCAAAGAGAGCACCGGCGGCGAUGCAGUCUUCUCUCUACCCUAUCGUCUCAGUGGAUGGUAAGAACUUUACCUGUGAAUCUGGUCCAAAAAGCAUUCAGAUCAACUUUUCCAGAACCAACAGAGUAAAAAUCUCAGAGAAGGAAAAAGUCGUCUCUGGUUAUACGAAAGAACACAUGUUUCUACUUGUUAAUCCUCGGGAUGAAGAUGAAUCUACCAAAUCUCAUCUUCAGGAAGUGCUGAAGUUAUAUAGUAAAGAGUUACCUGACAUGAAAUACGCUUCAAACACUGGGAAGCAAUCUGCAUUUCUCGAGAGAUGCGUCUCUAAAGGCAAGUAUUGUUCAUUGGUUUUGAAGUCCACGCUUAACGGAGUCUCAGAUGAGAUCUUAGCUGCAAUCACCUAUCAAAUAGUCCCUGCUGAUACACAAUAUGCUGAGAUACCUCUUGCUGCUGUAACAUAUACACACCAGAAAAAGGGUUUUGGUAAACUUGUAUAUGAAGAAUUAAUGAAGAGGCUUCAUAGUGUUGGCAUUCGAACUAUAUACUGUUGGGGAGACAAAGAAUCUGAAGGGUUCUGGCUUAAACAGGGAUUUAUAACAUUAGCAGAGGUAGAUCAGAAAGGAAAAGCAAAGAAGUUACACAUUAAGUCUAAUAUUCGAAAAGCCUUGUGUUUUCCCGGUGGUUCAACUCUCAUGGUUUCUCAUCUGGAAAAGGAAUCUUCUCGUAAUCCUGCAAACCUCGAGGUUUCCUCUUCAUGGAAAUAUCACUGUGAGAAAUCUCCACUCUCAGCAAGAAAUAAUUGUGCAGGUCCUGUGGCUGGAGAUUCAGUUAAACUUGGAGAGAGCUUAGGCGAAAGCGUAUAUGUUGACUGUUUCUCUGGUUUUAGAAGUCCAAUGGACUCGAUCACAGGAAAGGAAAAGAAUAAUGUGACCUCUGAUCAAGCUACUACAGCUGACAGUGAGACCAAAUGUUCCACACCGCGCUUGAAGAGAUCUUGGGAAGCUUCACUGUCCUCUCUACAAUCCAAAAGGAUUAGAGCAAACCAAAAUAAUGACUCUGAGAUAGCAAAAAUGGAUUUGGCUCUCAGCUCUGCAAGAGAGCAGAAGCAAUCGAAAGACGGGUCUUCCUCCCAAGUGGAUUUAACCAAGAAUCCUCUGUCCAUAAGUUGCAAAAGAAUUAAUGGUGAACAAUGCAGAACAGCGAUUGAAAUAUCUAACUCUCUGAUCAAUAUGGAAACUCGUCCAGAUGGACAACACUAUACAAUCUUGCUAAUGGACAUUGGUGAUGAAAACAAGAGAGCUUGGUUAAUAGAGGUAAUAAGAAAACUCGGUGGUGAUGUGACCUUGGAUGGCAACUUGAGCACACAUAUUGUCACUGGAAAAGUCAGGAAAACGCUUAAUUUCUGCACUGCUCUUUGCUCUGGGGCUUGGAUAGUAUCACCAAGUUGGUUAAAAGAGAGUUUCCGACAAGGAAGAUUUGCUAAUGAAGCUUCACACAUAUUGCAAGACGAAGAGUACCAGUUGAAAUAUGAAACUGAACUGAAAAGCACAGUUCUUAGAACAAAAGCUAGACCAAACUCAUUGCUCAAAGGAUAUGACAUAUGCAUUGGACCUCACGUUGAGUUACCUAUCGAAACUUCAUCUGCAAUCAUCAAAUCUGCUGGUGGAAAUGUGAUUAAAGGAUUGGAUAAGGUAAAAGAGGCAUCAAAAUCGAUAUACAUAGGAUGCGAAGAAGACAUAGUGGUGACUUUAUGUGCAGCAAAGAAAGGGAUUUGGACAUUUAGUAGUGACUGGUUAAUGAACUGUGUCAUGAAACAACAACUUGAGCUUCAAGUUUCUCAAUUUGUUGAGUCAUUGUGA